AUGAAAGUUGUGGAGCUUUAUGUCAUCCACGACGAGUUGUAUGGUAUCCGUACUUGUUGCUACUUAGACUUGACAACGACUCAGAAUUCCAAACCCCCAAUCAUUACGCGCGUGUACCACGAGUCGUGGGAGGUUGCUUUUGAAACUGGAAAUUUCACAGACAGUGAAAUAGAAGGGAGGCUGCACUGCACUGAACUUCAGAAUCUACCGCUGUGGUUCAAUCUCACACACAGAAUCGUCGCUUGGUACUGGGCGCCAGAUUUGGGUAUUCGGGUUGACGGUCAUGACGAACGCCAACCAGAGAUCAUGUCCUAUUUUCUAUGGCAUGUGGCACAAGCCCGGAGUGCCUUAAUUCUAGCACGUCGGCUCUACACGUUCAAGUAUCUCGACGGACCUGGAUGUGCCGCUUUCCUGGAUGAAGACAAUCUUUCCGCAAUCUCACGAUGGAAAAAUUGGCUGGUUUGCAUCAAGAUAGUCCCCAUGCAUUUGACACCCGAUGAAGCCUUCAAAUCCAAUCUCUUUGGACUCACGGGUGAAGAGCCCAUUCAGUUGGUGGACCCCUCGGAUACCAAGCGUCUUCGCCGAUUCCAGCAACACUCGAAUACCGAGGACCAAGAAGCCCAAGACUUCUUCAUCAUUAUCAAAGACUCUUCUAAGCUUCAAACUGAGCUGGAAAGUGGAAACAAGGGCUCCAGGCCACAUGGAUAUGGCGGCACUGGUUUGUCAUGUGCCGACGCAGCCAACAUACGGAGACCUGGUGGAGUAAUAGUACGGAGGACGUUUGGGUUGGCCCUCGUGUUGAUGUAA
Penicillium daleae is the source of this 807-nucleotide messenger RNA. RefSeq lists its product as uncharacterized. Lineage: Eukaryota; Fungi; Ascomycota; Eurotiomycetes; Eurotiales; Aspergillaceae. The record is from RefSeq and is a predicted model, not a curated record. Bases 1 to 807 code for a protein of 268 amino acids. The transcript has a single exon.